UCCUAAGAAACCUCCAUCUUCCUGCUCACCCUCCUAUGGAGCUUCCCCACCCUGUGAAGCAGUCUCCGCCUAUGGAGCUUCCCCACCCUGUGAAGCAGUCUCCGCCUAUGGAGCUUCCCCACCCUGUGAAGCAGUCUCCGCCUAGUCCGGCGGCUGAUAUUCCGGCAACCGUUCCCAGCAACGAUAACAAUAUUCCUCCCACUAAUUACGUUUCAAAUUUCAAUUUUCCUGUCGGUUAUCGGUUUUGUCCUUUCGAUGAUGAGCUGAUUUGCCACUAUCUCAAGAAGAAGGUAAUGAACCAGAAAUUGCCUCCCAGCGAAAUUCCGGAAGUGAACUUGUACAAGCACAAUCCUGAGGUCCUUUCCGCAAAGUAUCGAAUGAUUGGACAAAAAGAAUGGUACUUUUUCACGCCAAGAGAUCGGAAGUACCCCAAUGGUAAUCGACCAAAUCGAGCCGUAGGGAGCGAUGAACCCGGGGUUGUGAAUGGCUACUGGAAGGCAACAGGUUCUGAUAGAGAAAUCAAACAUGGGUCUACCGUGAUAGGGUUCAAAAAAGCUUUGGUGUUCUAUGAAGGAAAACCACCAAAAGGCUCAAAGACCAAAUGGAUUAUGCAUGAAUUUAGGGUCAACGAUGCCCCACCUCUCAGAUCCAGAAUCAACAUGCGG
Molecule: messenger RNA, 665 nt
Organism: Cuscuta europaea
Lineage: Eukaryota; Viridiplantae; Streptophyta; Magnoliopsida; Solanales; Convolvulaceae
Source: the annotation of a GenBank genome assembly